Molecule: messenger RNA, 1179 nt
Organism: Penicillium maclennaniae
Lineage: Eukaryota; Fungi; Ascomycota; Eurotiomycetes; Eurotiales; Aspergillaceae
Product: putative chitin biosynthesis protein (Chs5)
Exons: 4
Coding region: 1-1179 (392 amino acids)
Biological process (GO): conjugation with cellular fusion; Golgi to plasma membrane transport
Cellular component (GO): trans-Golgi network; exomer complex
Molecular function (GO): protein dimerization activity
Source: RefSeq, a predicted model, not a curated record
AUGCUGGUCUCCUUGACUGUCGGCAAGGUAGACGCCGGUGUCGCCGUGCUCCUGACCCAGGACAACCGCCUCAUCGAAUUCCCCUCUGUCCUUCUCCCUAACAACAUUUCCUCCGGCAGUAUCGUCGACAUCAACGUUGCGCGCAACCACGCUGCUGAAGCCGCCAACGCCUCUGCCUUCCAAUCCCUUCAGAAGCGCAUCUUGAAUACCUACGGUGUCAAGACCCCAUCACCGCCUGUUCUUCGCCUGCGAAACGCUACCCAGACUUCCCUCGUUCUCGAGUGGGAUCCAAUCGACCUGGCAACUGCAUCCCUGAAAUCACUCUCCCUCUACCGCAAUGGCUCCAAGGCUGGCUCGAUACCCCGUCCUUUGGAGACACGCAGCACUAAGAUCUCCGGCCUAGCAAUUCAUUCUGAAUACACUUUCCACCUGGUCUUGCGCACAACGGCUGGUACCUACCAGUCCGAGAAGCUGACGUGUCGAACACACAAGAUGACCGACCUGUCUGGUAUUACUGUCACUCCUGGAGUUCUCGAUCCCCAGCGUAAGGAGGCCUUGGGUGUUGCUUUGGAACGCAUCGGCGGCAAGUUGAUCGACACGGUUCGGAUUGAUACUACACACUUUGUUUGCACCGAGGUCGUCGUUCCGGAGUGGGUGGACGCUUGCGAGUCUGAGGGUACGAUUGUCGGUGUGCGCGGUUACUAUCUCGGUGCAGAUCCCAAGGCCCGCCAUCUCAGCACAAUUCAUGGCUCUUCCCACCAAAGAACAACAUCCACAAUGUCCACGGCUACACUCGCCAACCAGAGCCGGCCCAGUGAACAACCUCAGUCCCCUCCUCAGCAGAACCAGAUUCCUGAAGAGCCGCCUCUGACGCCUUUCCUGGGGACAGAAGAGGUUGGUUCGGAAAAGGAAGACGAGCUGCCCCCUCCACCACCGCCCAAGGACGAAACCAAUAAAGAAGAGGAACCUGCUCAGACGAAUGGUCAUAAGGAGCCUGCGCCUGAGCCAGAAGAGAACACCGAGAAACCGGAAAACAAUCCAGAGAGCCAGAAAGAGGAAUCAAAAGAGACCACUCUCCCUCAAAACAUGCCUGAAGGAGGCUCCGCGCCCUCCGAUGACCAGAGCCUCAAGAGUAAAGGCAAAGAGGGAGAAAGCGAUUUUAAUGAAGUCCCUCUCUAG